Penicillium atrosanguineum is the source of this 1884-nucleotide messenger RNA. RefSeq lists its product as uncharacterized. Gene Ontology annotation, biological process: positive regulation of transcription by RNA polymerase II. The record is from RefSeq and is a predicted model, not a curated record. NCBI's taxonomy places the organism in Eukaryota, Fungi, Ascomycota, Eurotiomycetes, Eurotiales, Aspergillaceae. Gene Ontology annotation, molecular function: DNA-binding transcription factor activity, RNA polymerase II-specific; zinc ion binding; transcription cis-regulatory region binding. The transcript has 2 exons. Bases 1 to 1884 code for a protein of 627 amino acids. Gene Ontology annotation, cellular component: nucleus.
AUGUCGUCCACUCAAUCUAAGCCAAUGGGUGUACAAAAACGGCAGAAGAAUCCGAAUCGUUGCAAGCCGAAAUCUAAAGGUGGUUGUCAGAGAUGCAAGCAGAGGAGGCGUAGAUGUGAUGAGGCAAGGCCUAGCUGUCAAGAAUGUGUGAAGAAGGGCUUUGAAUGUCCUGGGUAUCAGAAAAAACCCCUUCAGUGGCGAUACGUGUUUCAAGAAAGCGAGGAAGAAGCCUCGCCAGAACAAGAGCCACUUUCAUUUGUGCAGCCACGGCUUGAGACUCAAAUACAAAAUGAAGAUCAUUUUGAACAUGUACAAGAGUUGCAAGACCUCUGGGAUGAGGCCAGCUCAUCAUUAUUCAACCAAUUACCAGGCUUCGAUGCCUCUGUGAAUAUCUGGUCAAAAGACCAGACUGCAUCAAAUGGGCCGCCAGCUGUCAAAGAUGGACGUCGAUCAGACAGUCUUGCAAUACUGCACCGUCGCCUAGCAAAUACCGCAAUUCCAUCUUUUCUUAUCCACACGCCGGCCAUUUUAGUGCAAUAUUACUUCGACUAUGUCUGCAAAUCCUGGUCAUCAUUUGAUUCACCAUUGAACCCGUUCAGAAUCAUAGUCAGUCGUCUUUGGAGUCGAAAUGCGGCUAUCUACUACGCGAUUCAAAGCAUGGCAGCGGCAUCACUGGCCAAUGACUUCCCUGGAAUGAGGGCGAUCGGCAUCCAGACGCAGCAGCAAGCGAUUGCCUGUCUCCGGAAUAAUCCAAGAGUAGGAUCUCUACAUCGCGACAAUCAAGAUGAUGAGUUCUUUCUGGCUCUCCUAAUGAUCGGAUGCACAACAUCUUGGCACGAUGCGGCUGACUUAGGACUUGAAUAUCUGAAAGAGGCCAAAGACUACCUCGAACGUCAAAAAGGCAUGUGCCCGAGUCCUGAGUCAACACUUGCCAAGCAAUAUCCUUUGUUUCAACAAUGUCUUCUAUAUUGGAACAUGUUGGCUGCUUUUGUAGCCGAAGACUCGUUGCUACUUAAUGGAGAGAGCGUUUUAGAAAGACCGAAUUCAGAGACAUCCGUGUAUUUAGUUGACGGACAGGCCCUUCCUCACCCCUGGACGGGCCCACUAUCCAAGGCGCUGAGUAUAUUCUACCAGACUGCACGAGUAGUCCGAGCUGCACGUAUCUCGUCUCGGACUCACGGGGCCGACAUCAAUCUGUCACUAUUUGACUUCGACUCUCUAGUUGAAGAGCUUGAUCUGCAAAAAGAUGCGGGGCGCCUUGAGGAUGAGAUUCUGUUCACUGGUCUCUCAUCAUUCUGCGGGCCUGUCGAUACAGGCGAUACGGACACACCUCCUGCCCAUUUCAUCACCCUAGCAGAGGCGUAUCGAUGUGCUGCACUCCUGCAAAUAUACCACGUCUUUCCCGACAUUCUCGAUGAGCGACUGCGACUGAAUGAGAGACAUGGGGUCGAAGUCCCAGCAUUAUUCCUACUCCUCUUUCCUACGGGCGAAGACAAUCAGGCUCCAUCAGUAGAGGAAGCUCGUCGCAUUCUAGCGCUCCACAUUGUGUCACUUCUGGACCAACUACCCGCAACAUCAGGGACACGGUGUAUGCACCCGAUUCUCUUUACUUGCAUUUCUAGCGAUCUUGUGUUUUCAAAUCAGUCUCUACUUGGACCCACUGCGAAUGCGAUAUCUUACCUUAAUACUCUAGAUAUUGAGAUCGCGCAGGCUAGAAGGAAAAUUAGCUUGUGGUUAUCAGAACUCAGUUUGAUACUUCCUAAGCUACGACUACAGCGUGUAGCGAAGAUUGUGCAUGGAACUUGGGAUCUGGCGGACUGUGGCAUGGCUCAGUAUUGGCUGGAUACUAUGAUCGAUCGGAACCUUGAGACUAUUAUGGGAUAA